Messenger RNA from Bursaphelenchus okinawaensis, 1407 nucleotides. The record is from the annotation of a GenBank genome assembly. NCBI's taxonomy places the organism in Eukaryota, Metazoa, Nematoda, Chromadorea, Rhabditida, Aphelenchoididae.
AUGUCAGCAUCUCCAAAAACCGCUCCAAGAACUGAAAGCGGAGAUUCCGAACGCUGUCACGGUGUUAUUCUACUUGGUCCACCUGGGUCGGGAAAGGGAACACAGGUAGAUGGAGACAAUUUUUGAAAAGUGUUGUUGUUUUAGGCUCCUCGAUUGGCGGAAAAAUUGAAGGCAUGUCACUUGGCUACUGGUGAGUUAUUUGAUUGGGAUUUUGUUGAUUUGUUGAUAAAAUAAACGCUUUACUUUUUGCUUUAACUUUGUCAAGCAAGGUCAACUCAAAAUGUGAAUAACUCGGCUGUUUUUGAGUAUCCUUUGCUAAAAUUUGGCCAAAACCUAAAAAAUGUUUUGCUUUAACAGUUAAAACAACUUUUUGUAGGUGAUCUCCUUCGAGCUGAGAUUUCAUCAGGAAGCGAGUUGGGCAAGUCUAUCAAAGCCACAGUGGAUGGCGGCAAGCUAGUUUCGGAUGACACAGUUGUAGAGUUGGUCAACGUAAACCUAAACAAGCCCGAAUGCAGGCUGGGCUUCUUGUUGGACGGAUUUCCACGUACAGUACCUCAAGCUGAAAAAUUGGACAAACUUUUGGAGAAAAGAGGAACUCCACUCGACGCUGUUUUGGAGUUCAGAAUCAAGGAUGAGCUGUUAGUGAGGCGGAUUACUGGUCGAUUGUUUCACAUUGCAAGUGGUCGUUCUUAUCAUACCGAGUUCAAUCCUCCAAAGAAGUCUAUGACUGACGACAUUACUGGAGAACCAUUGGUCCGUCGUGCGGAUGACAAUGAGGCUACAUUGAGAAAACGUCUGAGUGCCUAUCAUCUUCAGGUAAAUCUUAAUUUUUUGUUCAUUUAUUAGACUAUAGUUUGAAUAUCUAACCCUAAGCUUGGUUAAAAGAAUUAUGUUAAGACACAUUUGAAAAAUAUUUUAUGUUAUAGUAGGUAAUUAAAAAACAUUUUUUGUUUUGCGCUGUAACUUUCAACUGAGAUAUUACUCAUUUUUUUAACAAUUAAAAAAUAGUUUUUAAAUAUAUUAUUAUUUGAACUUACUGUAACGUUUUGAGACCUACUUUUUAAAAGUUUUAAAGUUUUUGUUAGUUUGUUAAAAUUGUAUUUGGCGUUUUUUAAGAAAUCUUUAAUAUUAUGCAACGGCGUUAUAUUUGUUUUUUGCAAAGAAAACGUAUAAAAAGGUACCUUAUGCGCGUGUUAGCGUCGAAGAGUACUCCGCGUCUUAAUCAGCUUUUAAAUAAAAGUUUUCGGAAAUAUUUCUCCUUUUUAUUUUCAGACCUCACCUUUGGUCGACUACUACUCGAAGAAGGGUAUUCAUCAUUCUUUGGACGCAUCAUUGACUAUGAAGGAGGUGUCGGCUAGAAUUGACACUAUUUUCAACAAGUUUGUGUUCAAACGAGCCACAGCUUAA